UUCUUAAAAAAAAAAAACUCUUAAACUCUCAAACUUACACCAAAUUCACAAGCCACACCUGAGCUGUCAAUUCAAUAUUACAACUUUUUAAAGAUUUCAUUUCCAAAUUUUUUUCUUACAUUUCGAAAAUUUUCUUUUCUUGAAUUCUUGAAUUCUAAGCAACAUGUCAAUCUCCGACGAUAUAGAAGUAAUGCCCAGUAAAGAAACUGAAUCACCGGGGCGGACACCGGUACCGUCGGCUCCCCCGGUGGCUGUUGAUACAGAGACGGGAACCGGGUCUGGUUCUGGGUCUGGAUUUGGGAUAGCGGCGAUCAAGAGAAGGUGGCAGAGAGAAGCGGUUUUGCAGAGAGGAUCAUUGGCUCUGAGAGGAUUGGGAUUUUUAUUCUCUUUGCUUGGUUUUAUUAUCAUGGCGAGUAAUAAACAUGGGGAUUGGAAGAAUUUUGAUAGAUAUGAAGAAUACAGGUAUUUAUUGGGAAUAUCUAUACUUUCAACGUUAUACAGUGGAGGACAAGUGUUGAGACAUGUUCAUGAGCUUUCCACUGGAAAACUUAUUCUUCAACGUCAGACUUCUAUUAUGGUUGAUUUCAUUGGUGAUCAGCUUCUAUCAUAUCUCUUGAUAUCCUCAGCUUCAACGGCCAUUCCGUUAACAAAUCGGAUGCGAGAAGGGGCCGAUAACAUAUUUACGGACUCAUCUGCAGCAUCCAUUAGCAUGGCAUUCUUUGCAUUCUUUGUGUUGGCACUGUCUGCACUUAUUUCAGGAUACAAGUUGUCUACUCAAUCUUACAUUUAAUUCAAUUCUUGUUUUUUUCUCCAAUUCUUGUUUGUUAAUUCGUAAACAGCUAUUCAAUUCAAUGUAAGUAAACGAACAUACAUAUAUUUUCAAUACAAUACAAGAUCAUUUUCUUGACUAUAA
This is a messenger RNA of Mercurialis annua (annual mercury), 913 nucleotides long. Its product is annotated as CASP-like protein 4B1. The coding region runs from base 164 to 790 and encodes 208 amino acids. The record is from RefSeq and is a predicted model, not a curated record. The transcript is spliced from 3 exons. Lineage: Eukaryota; Viridiplantae; Streptophyta; Magnoliopsida; Malpighiales; Euphorbiaceae.